Carya illinoinensis is the source of this 1415-nucleotide messenger RNA. RefSeq lists its product as uncharacterized. The transcript is spliced from 2 exons. The coding region runs from base 555 to 1292 and encodes 245 amino acids. The record is from RefSeq and is a predicted model, not a curated record. NCBI's taxonomy places the organism in Eukaryota, Viridiplantae, Streptophyta, Magnoliopsida, Fagales, Juglandaceae.
UUGCUGAGGCUUAUAUUCAUAUUGAAUGCUUGACGUUCGCAUCAAUGUAUCUACAUGAUGUACCAACUCGCUUCACUCGAGAGGAUCGAAACAUUGAUGUUGGUGUCCAAACAUCCGAGAUAUCAGCCUUUGGGAUUUUUGAUCAAAAAGUCCACCCACUUGGUAUCGCAACACCUAUCCAGUUGGAUAAGAAACUAUUUAAAACUGCCCGAUGGUAUGCCCUCAACAACUGCAUCGAGAUUGAACAGUUCUUGGAGUAAGAGCCUUGAACUAAUUGAUGGGCAAAAAAUAAAUUUAAUCUACCAUAAUUGGAUAGUGAUUAGGUACUUUAUGCUUGUUAAUAUACUUUAUGUCUUUCGUGUAGGGAGCACUACAACAUCUUGAAGGAGCAGAGCUUAUAUAACAUUGAAAGGCGGCAUGAAGCUGAAUUUCCAUCGUGGUUCAGGAAACGUAUUCAAGCGCUACGUGGUAGGGAUCCCCACAUAGUAUCUGACGAUCUUUAUGCAAUAGCUUGUGGGCCUGACCCUUGGGUGGGUUCAUAUUCUGGGUGUAUAAUGAAUGGUAUACGAUUUCAUACACAACUCCGGGAAUUGAGACGUAGGACACAAAAUAGUGGUGUUCUAGUUACAAGUGAGCACCAAUCAAGUAUGGUUGAUUUCUAUGGUGUUCUGAAUGACAUAUUGGAGGUGAGGUACAUGGGUUGGCGGCGUGUGUGGUUAUUUAGUUGCGAUUGGUUUGAUGUUGGCGAUCCAAUUCGAGGGAUCAGGGUUGGUGAGCAUUUCACAAGUGUCAAUCAUAGUAGAACUUGGUAUAAGGAUGAGCCAUUCAUAUUGGCAUGCCAAGCUUCACAAGUAUUUUACCUCAAAGACACGAGAUUUUCUGGUUCUUGGCACAUUGUGCAAAAGAUCACAUAUAGGAAUGUAUAUGACGUUCCACAAUUGGAUCGCCAUGAUGAUGUAGAUGAACCUAGCGAGUCCAAUGUCUUCCAAGAAGAACAAACUCCAAAAGAAGCAGUACCAGUGGACACCGAGCAUAAUGUCGACAACCCCCAAUGGGUAAGGCCAGAUGUUCAGUCAGCCACGAUAGCCACUACCGCAUUGGCUGGGGGAAGUACUCACAAUGUCAACAACCUGGGUAAUAUCGACGACAUUUCAGAUGAGGAAGAAUUCAAUUCUAGCGAUACCAUGUCUAAUGGAUCAUGUGAGGAGGAAGACCUUGAUGACACCGAUGCGGAGUCUAAUGUUGAAGGCUCUCCGAGUAAUGACACUCAUCGAGGAUGGGAUUCAAGCUAAGGUCUCACUUCCAGAAACCCUUUUCUUAAUCAUAUAGCUUCCAAGUACAUAAUCCAUCAUAUUAUACCUUUAGUAAUGUGGUAGAUGUCAUAUGGUGUCUUUUGUAAUUAAUUCCAUUCAUAU